GGUACGGCAAUCGGCACAGACUCAUGUCUAAAGGCCAAUGAUCAGCCGUCACCUCCUCUUUUCGGCUGGACGGGAACUAAACCGAUUCGACCGCUCGGAUUCAACACGGUAGCACCCGCUGCACUUUCCCCUCCGUAAUGGGCUCUCCACAUUUCCGCUUCAAUGAGUCAAACCGGCAAGACCACAUCAUAAAGUACCUAUCUCAUUCCAAAUCAACUUUGACCCAUUUCCUGAGAACGACACCGUCAAACUUUGAUCUAAUUACCAAACACAAUGGGCAAAUUCCACACCACUCUCUCUCCCUCUCUCCUCCCUUGGAUCCUCUCGCAACCCGUCUUCUUUGUCUCCACCGCUCCCCUUUCUCCCCAGGGCCACAUCAACGUCUCGCCCAAAGGCACCUUCCCCAACGUCAACUCCUUUGGCUACAUUCCCACCCACGAGUCCGAACCAAGCAAGCCAGCCCAAUUCUGGUACCUCGACCUCUCCGGAUCUGGAUCGGAAACGAUUGCCCAUCUGUACGAAAAUGGGCGGAUCACAGUCAUGUUCUGCGAGUUUGGCAAAGCGGCGCCGAGGAUUGUGAGAUUGUUUGGACGGGGAAAGGUGUUGGAGAAUGGGACGAAAGAGUUCCAAGAGUGGACCAAGAAGGAAGGCGUCCAAGUGGUCCCGGGCGCCAGAAGUGUCGUGGUGGUGGAGGUGGAGCUGGUGGGCGAUAGUUGCGGGUUUGGGGUGCCGGUGAUGGAGUUUAAGGAGAGGAGGGAGGUGUUGACUGAUCAUUGGCGGAAAAAGGUGGAAAGGUUCGAGAAGGGACUGAGUAAGGAGAGCGUGGAACGAUACUGGGCGUCCAAGAACGCUUGGAGCUUGGAUGGAUUACCCGGCAUGGAGGUGGCGAGGAAGACGGGCGAGAAGGAGGGGAUUGCACCGAUUGAGAAGAUGGUUGGGCCGAUGGCGAGAAACUUGCCGUAUUCUCGAAGGAAGUGGUACAGCUCAUUGAGCAUUUGGGCGGUGAUGUUGCAGGUUCUCUUGACGGCCAUUGUGGUUCUGGCCGGUGAGAGACUGAUGGGAUUUAGAUGAGUAUCUCCACGGUUUAGAGAACAGUGUUUCCGUCAUUCAUAUCAUGGAUUGUAAUCCCAGGGUCAUAGAAAG
This is a messenger RNA of Neurospora hispaniola, 1143 nucleotides long. RefSeq lists its product as uncharacterized. The transcript is spliced from 2 exons. Bases 274 to 1071 code for a protein of 265 amino acids. The record is from RefSeq and is a predicted model, not a curated record. Lineage: Eukaryota; Fungi; Ascomycota; Sordariomycetes; Sordariales; Sordariaceae.